This is a messenger RNA of Sceloporus undulatus (fence lizard), 2230 nucleotides long. RefSeq names its product clavesin 1 (gene CLVS1). The transcript has 6 exons. The record is from RefSeq and is a predicted model, not a curated record. Bases 348 to 1340 code for a protein of 330 amino acids. Gene Ontology annotation, molecular function: phosphatidylinositol bisphosphate binding. NCBI's taxonomy places the organism in Eukaryota, Metazoa, Chordata, Lepidosauria, Squamata, Phrynosomatidae. Gene Ontology annotation, cellular component: membrane.
GCCCUGUGGAGCCUAGGCUCACUCCUUGCCAGCUCUUCCCCAAGAUCGGAGGCUGAGGCAUACAGGCAGCAUCCCUCCCACCACCCACCCAUCUUGGAAGCAAGGAUUCCUGCAGAGAGCCUCACCCAAGGCUGCGCUGCCUAGGGCUCUGAAGAGAACAAUGCUAAAAGAAAUGUAUUUCCUUGGAUGGAGAUGAAGGUAUAUUAAUCAAGUGUGAGAGCUCCAUUUGUGGAUAUGCAGGGCAAUGCAACAGUUAACUGCCCUUGAAUGGAUGUUAGCUGAAUGGGAUCAACAUUUCAUGUAAUUAAUUUUCUGAAAUUAAGGAUUUGGAAAAGACUUUUGUAAAGAUGACCCAUUUACAUGCUGGACUCAGUCCAGAGACUAUAGAGAAAGCCCGUCUGGAACUCAAUGAAAACCCAGAUGUUUUACACCAGGAUAUCCAACAAGUCAGGGACAUGAUCAUCACAAGGCCUGACAUUGGAUUUUUACGUACAGAUGAUGCCUUCAUCUUGAGAUUUCUUCGAGCCAGAAAGUUUCACCAAACAGAUGCCUUCAGGUUACUGGCUCAAUACUUCCAGUACCGUCAAUUGAAUCUAGAUAUGUUCAAAAAUUUCAAGGCUGAUGAUCCAGGCAUCAAGCGAGCCCUGAUUGAUGGAUUCCCAGGAGUGCUGGAAAAUCGUGAUCAUUAUGGCAGGAAGAUACUUCUGCUCUUUGCAGCCAACUGGGAUCAGAGUAGGAAUUCUUUUGUAGACAUUUUACGGGCUAUUCUGUUGUCCUUAGAAGUUCUAAUUGAAGAUCAAGAACUUCAGAUAAAUGGCUUCAUUCUAAUUAUAGACUGGAGUAAUUUCUCCUUCAAGCAAGCCUCCAAAUUAACACCAUCUAUCCUCCGACUGGCCAUUGAAGGGUUACAGGACAGCUUUCCUGCGCGCUUUGGGGGAGUCCAUUUUGUGAAUCAGCCUUGGUACAUCCAUGCCCUGUACACACUCAUCAAGCCUUUCCUCAAAGACAAGACAAGAAAAAGGAUUUUUCUUCAUGGUAACAAUCUGAAUAGUCUUCACCAGCUUAUACACCCUGACUGCCUGCCCUCAGAAUUUGGAGGGACGCUUCCUCCUUAUGACAUGGGCACUUGGGCUCGGACAUUACUUGGUCCAGACUACAGUGAUGAAAAUGACUACACUCACACAUCCUACAAUACCAUGCAUGUGACACAUUCAUCUUCCACUCUGGAGAGAGAAUGCUCACCCAAACUCAUGAAAAGGUCUCAGUCAGUGGUGGAGCCUGGAAUGCUGAAACACGAGGAACAAAAUGAGAACACCCAGCCACUGCUCGCUCUAGACUGAGUCUGAAUUUAUUGUGACACACAAAUGCAUCAUCAGACUUUAAUGGUACAAAAAGCCCAUGAAGAAAAGACAAGUUUAAUACACAUCAACACACAUUCAGCUUGAAAGCCAAGCUCUCCAUCUUUGCAGAGCAAGCAAUGAUCAUCACCAGCCAUAUGUCCAUGUGGCCAAAGCCAAAGAGGAGAUUCCUCAUGGCCCAGAGUUCUAACCUAAUAAGUCUGAUUGUAAAAGAGAAUUCUUUCUCCCCCCCCCCUUUUCCUUUCAUGAUGUAUUAAUAUUAAGAAUGGUUGACAUUUGAGGGGGGGGCACUACUUUCUGUGAUCACAUACUCAAGAUGCAUCCUUUGAGGUUUUCCAGUAUUGCUUAAAGCAGGGUUUGUUAAAAGAUAGAUGGAGUGUGGGAAGGAAAGGGAAAUGAAGUGGAAGGUAUCUUGAAUUUAUUAUUGUAACCACAGGCUUCACUGACUGCAGGGAAGCCCUAGUGGCUGAGGAGCAUGGGAUUCUGUUGGCAGCAUAUCUGGAAUGCACCAGGUUGGGGAAGGCUAAAUUACAUCUUAAUACAAUUCCCUCCAUCCAUUUUCUCUACUUCCCUGGGUUUCUUUUUUGUAUAAAUAAAGAAAUAAUGCUAGGUAAUCACCAGCAGAAAUUUGUUCAGUUCUACAGUAUGUGAACUUAUCACCUUAGCUCUUUCUAGGGAUCAUUUAUUUCAGUGCAGUGGGGUGGGGUGGGGCAGCAAUUCUUAACUUUUGAAAGACCUCAUGACCUGUCUGCUCAAUGUGAUGAGCAGAUUGGGAAACAGACACAGCCAAUUUGGAAAGCAGUUAUUUAAUUUUAACAAUAUGGAUUGUCCUCUACGCCUACCACCCCACAGGCAACUGCAAACUGCAGUAG